AUGAAGCACCGGGUGAAGGUGAACACAAGAUCAUGGAAUACAUUCGACCACCGAGAGCCUGAUUAUAACCCGAACGUGCGGCAUUGUUUGUACGGUCCUGAUGCCGAUCUCAUCAUGCUUAGCCCUCUGAGUCAUGAUCCACACUUCUGUCUCUUGCGAGAGCAAGUAAAGUUCGGGCCUGCCGCGAAGAGGAAGGGUAACGUCAGGUAUUUCGUAGUUUUUGUGCUAGGCAGAUUAACUGAACGCCGGCGCAAGUCUGGAGAACCUCGACUUCUACCUUCUACAUCUCUCGCUAAUGCCCUAGAGCGAGUCAUCGAUGACUUCAUUCUCCUGGCCGUCUUCGUCGGAAACGAUUUUCUACCUAAUCUUCCAGAUUUACACAUCCACGAGAACGGACCGGAACGCCUGUUUGAUGCGUACAAGAAAGUUUUCCCGUCGCUGGAUAAAACGAGGGUCGUCCUGAACGAAACUACUAUAUGGGAGCGAGAGAUCUUUGAGAAAGAAUACGCGGACUCGAAUUGGUUCAAGGGAAAGCGGAGCAAACGCGUCCAAGAAAUGAAACUUGUGCGCAAGCGUGUCAAGCUUGUUCUUACACGCUUUCAACGAGACAUUUUCGAUCAAGUACAGCAGUUUGUCUUGCAAAAUCGUCAGAGUACCGAACUGCAGCACUGGAACAACAUCGCCGGGAAUGCAAACUUUUCAACUGUAUCUUCUCAACGUCAAACAUGCGACGACUCCACGUAUACGGUACCCUCGCGUCCAAACUUCCCCGCCUAUCGUUGUCCUCCCAUGGCUACCUCGCUGCGCCGGAUGUCGAAUUGUUGGGGCCAUCAACGUCAUGGGUUAGAGCUUAGGUUUGAGACCGCCCAAAGUCGACAUGAUCAUCCUUUGAACAGAUCCACUCGUUCUGAUGCGACCGACCCCAUAUAUCCGAAGGCGAUCAUUCAAGACUGCGAGAUUGUCGAGGCUCCACUAGACUUGACGCUUGGCGAUUGGGACUGGUUGACAGGUAUGUCGCUUGAGGCUAUAUUCUACACAGCCGCGCCGAACUCGGAACAGUUUGGUCGACAGCUCAUCGACAACAUGAAAAUCGUUGAUCACGUUCAAUCAGUGACGCUCUCCACAACGUCUGCAAAAUGCGUGGUCAUCACAACGAUUUACAAACCCCGCUAA
Molecule: messenger RNA, 1173 nt
Organism: Suillus subalutaceus
Lineage: Eukaryota; Fungi; Basidiomycota; Agaricomycetes; Boletales; Suillaceae
Exons: 10
Coding region: 1-1173 (390 amino acids)
Biological process (GO): rRNA catabolic process; nuclear-transcribed mRNA catabolic process
Cellular component (GO): nucleus
Molecular function (GO): 5'-3' RNA exonuclease activity; RNA binding
Source: RefSeq, a predicted model, not a curated record